ACACACAAUAGGAGAGAGAGAGAGAGAGAGAAAGAAAGAGAGAGAAAUGGAUAGGGUGUUUUCAGUGGAUGAAAUGUCGGACCAGUUUUGGUCACCACCACCACACCCACACCCACAACCACCACAAGCUCCGUCGUCAUCGGCUCAUUUGCCACCGCAAACAGCCGACGAAUCCUCCAAAAUGAUGAACCGCAGCGCUUCCGAGUGGGCUUUCCAGCGCUUCCUCCAGCUCGAAGUCGAACCGUCCGAGACCGAAACCACAACCGCCUCCUCCUCCGCUCCCUUAAACGACGUCGUCCUCCUCGACACGAAGACCGCCACUGAUAAUAAUAAUAAUAGCCAGAGCCAUAGCCAUAGCAAUAACAAUAACAAUAACAAUAACAAUACUAAGAGUAAUGGUAAUGGUAACAACGCGGCUUCGACGACGUCGUUUACUAGCAAGAACAAGAGCAACAACGGAACGACGAGCACGACGCCGUCGUUUAAUGCCGGUCCUCCGCUGAAUAUUCCGAUCGAUUCCGAAGAGUACCAGGCUUUCCUUAAAAGCAAGCUCAAUCUUGCUUGUGCUGCUGUUGCUUUAUCUCGGGGAUCUCUGGUAAAACCUCAAGAUUCUGGUUCUUUAACUGACAAUGGAUUGCAAGCGUCCAAUACCUCACAAUUGGGAUCCCAAGCCCCUUCUAAAGUAUGGAAUACAGACGUUUCACUUGAGGCAAACUCCACAGUCCUAGAGAAAGUAGAUGUCAACUCUGGUGUGAGUGGAUCAGGGUAUGAUUUAACCAGGUCACAAGAUAAGGACUCCAAUGUUUCACUUGGAACUCAUUCCUUACCUUCCAUGCAAAAGAGAUCUGGGGUACCAGUGAGGUCAACAACAAGUGGUUCAUCAAGAGAGCAGUCUGAUGAUGAGGAAGUUGAAGGAGAAAAUGAACUGACUGAGAAUAUGGACCCUGCUGAUGCAAAACGUGUGAGGAGGAUGCUUUCCAAUAGAGAGUCAGCCAGACGGUCAAGAAGAAGAAAGCAGGCCCAUUUGACUGAGCUUGAGACGCAGGUUUCUCAAUUAAGAGUGGAAAAUUCUUCUCUGUUAAAGCGUCUUACUGAAAUAAACCAGAAGUACAGUGAUGCAGCUGUUGAUAAUAGAGUUUUAAAAGCAGAUGUUGAAACAUUGAGAGCAAAGGUCAAGAUGGCAGAGGAGACAGUCAAAAGAAUUACUGGGUUGAACAACACGAUGUUCCAUGGUAUGUCUGAGAUGUCUACAAUAGAAAUGCCAUCCUUUGAUGGAAGCCCUUCUGACACUUCAACAGAUGCUGCCGUGCCUGUGCAAGAUAACCCAAAUCAUCACUUUUAUCAACCCAGUACCAACAAUAAUAUGUCCCCUCAUGAUCUAAGAGUUAACAAUGGCUUGGCAGACAUUUCACCUGUUGAAAAUGUGCAGCAGAAUCCUGCAGCAGGUGCAGUAUCAGGAAACAAGAUGGGAAGAACAGCUUCCUUGCAGCGAGUGGCUAGCUUGGAGCAUCUGCAGAAGAGGAUCCGUGGGGGUGUAACCAAUGGGGAGCAAUAGUAGCAAAUAUAGUAACUCAAAUGUGUUGAAGCUUCUCCCAAAUGAUGAUUUGAAGGAUGAUUAUAUUGCCCUACUAUUUUUGGUUGUACCGAAUGUAAGAAGGCCUAUUCUUUAUGUUAACUACACUCUUAAUUAAGCUUCUAGUAAUUAACUUUACUGAUCAAUGUGAUGCCGGAUGUAAUAGCUUAUUAUGUCAAAUUUUCCAACUCUUAUUCA
Quercus robur (English oak) is the source of this 1771-nucleotide messenger RNA. RefSeq names its product light-inducible protein CPRF2. Gene Ontology annotation, biological process: regulation of DNA-templated transcription. The record is from RefSeq and is a predicted model, not a curated record. Bases 47 to 1555 code for a protein of 502 amino acids. NCBI's taxonomy places the organism in Eukaryota, Viridiplantae, Streptophyta, Magnoliopsida, Fagales, Fagaceae. The transcript is spliced from 7 exons. Gene Ontology annotation, molecular function: DNA-binding transcription factor activity.